This is a messenger RNA of Bombyx mori (domestic silkworm), 763 nucleotides long. RefSeq names its product ribonuclease kappa. Gene Ontology annotation, biological process: nucleic acid metabolic process. The coding region runs from base 85 to 429 and encodes 114 amino acids. Gene Ontology annotation, molecular function: RNA endonuclease activity. Lineage: Eukaryota; Metazoa; Arthropoda; Insecta; Lepidoptera; Bombycidae. The transcript has 3 exons. The record is from RefSeq and is a predicted model, not a curated record.
AAAAAUUUGGCCCAAUAUUCAUUCUUUUUGGUCAAUGUGACGGUGACAGUGGCGUGGUGUCUUUGUUGAAAUAAGUAAUACGUAAUGGUUUUCUCCUAUAAUUGUGCAAAUUGCUGUAUGAUUAUUAGCGUCUGGGGCACUAUACAGCUGAUAAUUAUGGGAACAUUGUACAAAAAGGAAAUGUUAACAUUGCUUGACGACGUGGAAGCUGAGGAGUACAGUAAUUAUGAGGACUUCAUAAAAAAGACACAUGAAAAUUAUCAAAAGGUAGCCAGAAAUUGUUGGAUUGCCGCUUCUAUUUAUUUCGUGGUGUUUAUCAUAUCCUACAUAUGUGUUAAAAAAACGAAAAAAAUUAAGAUUAAGACCGCUCUUGAAUUGGAAGAUGAUGAAAUCAGUUGUCGAUCACCGACCGCUAUGCAACUACGCUGAAAAUUAGUAAUCUUACCAAACUUAUUUAAAUUCAGUACCUAUCUGAAAUUAAACCUAUCAGAAAUAGAAAUAAAUGUACCUACGUCACUACCUUCAUAGGUAUAUAAUAAACUUAUGUUUUUCGGGUAUAUCAAUGUAAUGAAGUACUUCUCAAUACAGAAACUAUUAAUUAAUCUUCAGUGUAUAAUGGCUUGGACAUUAUUUUGCUUAGCUGUUGGUAAAUGUUAAAUAACGCUACCAUUUACUUAGUUAUUGUAGCAGAACGAUUUAUAUAGCCAGAAUAGCCAAUUUUAUAUUUUAAUUAUCCUUUAAAUAAAAGAUAAGUCUUUGUAAA